Molecule: messenger RNA, 1452 nt
Organism: Trichoderma gamsii
Lineage: Eukaryota; Fungi; Ascomycota; Sordariomycetes; Hypocreales; Hypocreaceae
Exons: 5
Coding region: 1-1452 (483 amino acids)
Biological process (GO): GDP-mannose biosynthetic process
Molecular function (GO): mannose-1-phosphate guanylyltransferase (GTP) activity
Source: RefSeq, a predicted model, not a curated record
AUGGCUGCGCCUGUAUCCGAUGUGCCCAGGAUGGGCGUUGAGAUGAUGCUGGAGCGCAUCAUGGGCGCGAUGGAGAAGCAGAACCAAGAAUUGACGGAGCUGCGUAGAGAAUGCUCGGAUCUCCGAUCCUCAAACAAGAGCAUGGAGAUUAUGCUCCAGAACAUUGCUCAGCAAGGACGCAGCAACAGCCCAGGCGGCCUGUCUCCCAGCGUCGGCCGUGAGCGCGCCCGUUCGCCUUUCCUGCCUCGCCACUCCUCCACCCUGCAGACUGUUCCUUCGCAAAUCUCCAUCACGUCGCCAACUCGCGAGCUCUCACUCCAGUCAUUCCCUUACACUGAUGACCGCGAGAUCCCCGGCUUCUACGUCGUCAUCCCCGCAGGCGGUGCUGGUACCCGCCUCUGGCCCCUUUCUCGAGAGAACCACCCCAAGUUCCUCCUCGAUGUCAACCUCUGCGGCAAUAGUCUGCUGCAGUCGACCUGGGAUCGACUCCUCCCGCUGGCUGGCCCCUCGCGUAUGACUGUUGUCGCCGGACCUGCCCACUCCGAGGGCAUCCUGGGCCAGCUGCCCAACUUGGCCGCCUCCAACCUCUUCACUGAACCCGGCCCCAAGGAUUCCAUGGCCGCCAUCGGUUUGGCUGCCGCAAUCCUCGUUAAGCGCGACCCCGACGCUGUCAUUGGAUCGUUCGCCGCCGAUCAUAUGAUUUCCGGCGAGGAUGCAUUCCUGAGUGCCGUCGCCGAGGCUGUCGAGGUCGCAAAGGAGGGCUACCUCGUCACAAUCGGUAUCGCGCCGUCUCACCCUGCCACUGGCUUUGGUUACAUCCGACUGGGCGACCGCCUCAACCUCAAGUCGGCUCCCCACUCGCGCCUCGUCAGCUCCUUCAAGGAGAAGCCUGAUGCCCACACUGCUGCCAAGUACCUCGCUACUGGUCAGUACCGCUGGAAUGCGGGUAUGUUCGUCACCAAGGCCUCUCUCCUCAUGGAGCUGAUGAAGGAGAACUGCCCCUCUCUGUACGAGGGCCUGAUGAACAUCUCCGAUGUGUGGGAGGAUGAGGCCGCUCGCAAGGUCGCCUUGGAAGAGGUUUGGCCUAUGCUGGAGAAGAUUCCCAUCGACAAUGCCGUUGCUGAACCUGCGGCUGCCGAGGGCAAGGUUGCCGUGAUUCCCGCGACAUUUGGUUGGGAUGAUGUCGGUGACUUUUCUUCUCUGGCUGAGAUGCUUCCCGCCGAGUCUAACAAGCCUCGCGUGCUGGGCGACCCAAGACUUGUCGUAUCUGAGCAAACCGCUGGAGGAAUCGUCGUUCCCGUCUCCGGCCGCCUCAUCACCUGUCUCGGAGUGGACGACAUCGUCAUUGUCGAUGCCCCCGAUGCGCUCAUGGUCACCACCCGCGCACGUUCCCAGGAAGUCAAGUCGCUGGUUAAGAAGUGCCGCGAAGCUGGCUGGAAGAACCUGCUGUAA